UAUUUUAAAAUGUUUGUCACAUUAAAAUUGAAGUGAACUCUAAAUAACUCUAUAUUUGAAUAGUAUUAUUUUAAAUCCUAUGUUAAUUUAAACAUUUUAAAUGAAUGUUAAUAACAUAAAAUAAAUAAUUUAUAUUCAUAAUGUCGGACAAGAAUGAACAUAAACGUAGAUCGGGUAGUGGUUUGGGUAUAGCCAUAGGUGUGGCCGGAGUGGCUGCUGGAGUGGCCGCUGCUGUUUGGGAGUAUAAGAAGGAAAAGAGUGAAAUGGAUGGACAGCUGAUCCAAAUGCGAGAAGAGUGCGCCAAUCCAUUCGUCAGCGUAUAUAACGUGAAUCCAAUGGUCGGAGACCUGAUUGAGAUUCAGAGGAAAAACUACUCUCAUUGGGCUGUAUAUGUGGGAAACGGAUUCGUUAUACAUCUCAAUAGCAAUGAAAAUAUAUUUGAUACUGAAGUCAAAUAUACGGUCAAUUCAUUGACGGAUGUGGUGGAGGGCUGUGAAUGUCGGGUCAAUAAUCUGGAAACAGCCGCCAAAAGCAAGAAUUUGGUGGCACUGGAUGUCGAU
Messenger RNA from Oppiella nova, 560 nucleotides. The record is from the annotation of a GenBank genome assembly. NCBI's taxonomy places the organism in Eukaryota, Metazoa, Arthropoda, Arachnida, Sarcoptiformes, Oppiidae.